AUGAAGAGCCAACAUAUUGCCUUGCCGGGCCUCCAAGCCGCCGCCAUUGCUUUCCUCGCCGCGCGCACCACGGAGGCCAAGGUCUUCUGCGCCAAUGCGAACAACGAAGUUGUCGUCGACAUAAGUUGUGACGGCAAGCAUCCCGCCGGCUCAUUUUUCAGAUUUAGCAGCGAGCUUGAGAGUCUGCCCGUCGGCAGCAUCAUCGAUGCGAACACGGAAAAGUACGAUGCCGCUGAUGUGAUUGAUCGCCAGAACGCCCAGUUUCCGCCCGACUUAGUCUCUGGCGGGUUCGGAAAGCGGCAGUGCGACGACGGCAGCAGUAACGGCAGCUAA
Molecule: messenger RNA, 333 nt
Organism: Colletotrichum spaethianum
Lineage: Eukaryota; Fungi; Ascomycota; Sordariomycetes; Glomerellales; Glomerellaceae
Exons: 1
Coding region: 1-333 (110 amino acids)
Source: RefSeq, a predicted model, not a curated record